Messenger RNA from Zeugodacus cucurbitae (melon fly), 4505 nucleotides. It is a transcript of the gene ari-1, whose product is annotated as E3 ubiquitin-protein ligase ariadne-1. Gene Ontology annotation, cellular component: nucleus; ubiquitin ligase complex; cytoplasm. Lineage: Eukaryota; Metazoa; Arthropoda; Insecta; Diptera; Tephritidae. Gene Ontology annotation, molecular function: ubiquitin conjugating enzyme binding; ubiquitin protein ligase activity; zinc ion binding. The transcript is spliced from 8 exons. Gene Ontology annotation, biological process: protein polyubiquitination; ubiquitin-dependent protein catabolic process; positive regulation of proteasomal ubiquitin-dependent protein catabolic process. Bases 997 to 2508 code for a protein of 503 amino acids. The record is from RefSeq and is a predicted model, not a curated record.
CGUUGAUUGCCUUUGUGCUGGUCAUAAAAUUGUUCACUGAAUUCAUCCGUUCGCGAACGAUGCAAAAAAUACAUUUUGUUGUUGUUUUUUUGGUGGUGUGCAUAAUCACUAUAUAUAAUUGAAAAAGUAGUGCAGUUCAUUGUUGCAAUAACUAAAAUUUUUGCUUAUAAAGACGAGCGAAUUACAAAGAAGGCGUGUGUAUUGAAAGUUUUCCCAACAAUAGCGAGGAAAUAUUCCUAUUGUGGUACGCAGCAAAGAAGCAAAGCAAACGCCAAAAAACUUGGAAAAGUCGCUCGACAACUACAAUUAACUUGACCGCAAAAUAAAGAAAUCAUUGCAAGAGUGACAACCGCGCUGCAACAUUGUGGCUGGUGUGCUUGUCACGGUCGUUGCCAAAGCUAAAACCAGGAGACAAAGUCGAUCAGCGCCAACGACAUUGUUUUCUCAACUCUGCGCUGCCCCCUUUGGCUAAAACGACGCGAAGUGUGUGUGAGUGUGUGCCACUGAACGCCACAUACGAAAAUACAAAGCCUCGUGUGGGUGAAUUGGGGAGGUAGGCACAGCACGGAGUACAUAAUACACGGAGUCGUAUGCUGCGGUGCCAGCGAAGGUGCUAAUAGUGACGUAUAUAUACGUGAUUAACAUAUUGGUUACUGCAAACCUAUGAAGAAAGCAGUGCAAAAGUGAGCAGUGGAAUAAGUAAACGUUGAUUAGUCACCAAGCAAAACUGAAAUAUACAAAUAAACGUAUUUUCUGUGUAUAUGACUUGAAUUGAAAAAGCUUGACUAUUUGAACAACACUAUUUGCAGGCUUAACUCUUGUUUGCAGCUAAACCAAACACAACAGACAAUUCGCUGUUUGUGGUGCACUUAAAACCGCCAACUGUUAAGAUCGUCGUCAUCAGCCAAGCUGUGCCUAAUUGCUGCUGAAGCAAAAAAGCAAAACAAAAACAAUAAAUAAGUCGGCAAAUAACAAGAAUACUGCUAAAACAAUAAUAUGGAGUCGGAUGAGGAUUCUUAUGAGAUGGAGAAUGUUGAUUCCGGCAAUGUAUCAUCAGGCGAUGAGGGUGAUGAAGAUUUCGGUAUGGAAGUGGAUAUACCCUCCUCACAUGAUCGCCAAAUGGAAACCGAGGAGUAUCAAUAUGAAGUGCUAUCCACAGAUGAAAUUGUACUGCAUCAGCGAGAAAUAAUCGAUGAGGUCAACAAUGUGCUCAAGCUGCCGCCCACAAUAAUCCGCAUACUGCUAAAUCACUACAAAUGGGAUAAGGAGAAGCUGCUAGAGAAAUAUUUCGAUGGCAAUACAGAGGAGUUCUUCAAGGGCGCACAUGUCAUCAAUCCAUUCAACAAAUCCACCAAUCCAAGUCGACAUAAGUUGUCCAAAAAUCCAGUGGAGGAAUGCGAAAUUUGUUUCUCUCUGCUGUCGCCAGAUAGCAUGACGGGUCUGGAGUGUGGCCAUCGUUUUUGCUUGGGCUGUUGGCGUGAGUAUUUAACCACAAAGAUCGUCACCGAAGGUCUCGGUCAAUCCAUCUCGUGCGCCGCACAUGGCUGUGAUAUUUUAGUCGACGACGUAACCGUCACCAAACUCGUGGAUCCGCGUGUCAAAGUGAAAUACCAACAAUUGAUCACCAACAGUUUUGUCGAAUGCAAUCAGCUAUUACGCUGGUGUCCGUCCGUUGACUGUACGAAUGCAAUUAAAGUGUCGUACGGUGAUGCACGCCCCGUCAGUUGCAAAUGCGGGCAUGUCUUUUGCUUUGCAUGCGGUGAAAAUUGGCAUGAUCCCGUCAAAUGUUGUUGGCUGAAAAAGUGGAUCAAAAAAUGCGAUGACGAUUCGGAGACAUCCAAUUGGAUAGCGGCUAACACCAAAGAGUGUCCAAAGUGUAAUGUGACGAUCGAAAAGGAUGGCGGCUGCAACCAUAUGGUGUGCAAAAAUCAAAAUUGCAAACAUGAUUUCUGUUGGGUGUGUCUGGGUUCGUGGGAGCCACACGGUUCGUCGUGGUACAAUUGCAAUCGCUACGAUGAGGACGAGGCGAAAGCGGCGCGUGAUGCACAGGAGAAGUUGCGCUCCUCGUUGGCAAGGUACUUGCAUUACUACAAUCGCUAUAUGAAUCACAUGCAGUCGCUGAAAUUUGAGAACAAACUGUAUGCGGCCGUCAAACAUAAAAUGGAGGAGAUGCAACAACACAAUAUGUCUUGGAUUGAAGUGCAAUUCUUGAAAAAGGCCGUAGACAUACUCUGCCAGUGCCGCCAAACACUCAUGUACACCUACGUGUUUGCCUACUAUCUGAAGAAGAACAAUCAGUCAAUGAUCUUUGAGGAUAAUCAAAAGGACUUGGAGUCGGCAACAGAGAAAUUGUCUGAGUACUUGGAACGUGAUAUAACUUCAGAGAAUUUGGCUGAUAUUAAACAAAAAGUGCAGGAUAAAUAUAGAUAUUGCGAGAAACGUCGCAAGGUGCUGCUGGAUCAUGUGCAUGAAGGCUACGAGAAGGACUGGUGGGAGUAUACAGAAUGACGCGAAUCCUGGAUGGAUGAUUAAAAAGCACCAACAAAAACAUAAUUUUCAUUCAUAAUAAACAAUAGAGCGCCGAGAGCAAAGCAAAACGCAUGCAGUAGCAGCAACUUGAGAACAGUUACAAUGAUGUCACCAGUGUUUAACGAAUGAAAAUGCAUGAAAAAAAACCUAAAAAAAAACGAAACCGAAAACAAGCAAAGCGCAACCGCCCACAAUGCUGCAACUGUGUAACAAGGAUGUGGCAAUAAAAAGCGGAAGUGGCAGGAGUAGUGUAUGAAGCCAAGUGAGCCAAUGCUACAUAAAUAUGUGUGUGUACGUGUGUGUUUAACCAAUUAUGUGUAUGAUGAGUGCAGCGCGACGCGAAAUAUUUUACAAAACCAACAACAAACGGCGGCAAGUGAAUAAUGCAAAUAAUACUGCUUUACGAAGUCUUAAGUUGCAAAAUUAUUAUUAUGAAAUUGUAAUAAGUGAAUUACGCAAAAAACAGGAAAUUUCCCACAAAAAAAGUAGAAAAAAUGAAAAUAAGCAAAACCAACAAAUACUAGCUAAUACAGAAAGAAAACACUAAAACCAAUACAAUUACGUAUGUAUAUAACUGAAUGUAUGUACAUGUGAAGUGUUAGUGCUAGCACUAAAUAGGCAGGUGAGCAACGCCCGCAGCAGCUACUGCAUUUCGGGUGCAAUUUGAAGUGGAAAAAAACACAGAAAUGCGUCGAGUUUAUUGGGAAAAGGUCACGCAGUCACGCUCCAAAGCCAACAGCACACUUAAAUACAUACCAACACAACACACACACAACACCACUUACUACUCCACACCAGAAGCCUGAACGCUGCUUCUUACUACAAGCAUUUGUUGUUUUUGUUUUGUUUUCGGUUUGCCGCGCUUGUGCUGUUUUCAAGCGGAUUCAUACUUGAAAUUGUUUUUUUAUUAAGCAAAUUAGCGUUACGAGUGGCGUUUUUAAAUCCAACAACAACACUUAUCUAUGUAUGUAAAGAGCAACAAUGGAAAAUUAUACACAACAACAACUACACAAAAUGUAUAUGCAAGCGCAUAAUAUGUAGUUAAGUUACCAAUGCGGAUUUUGUAGAAAGCAAAAAUGUAAAUAUUCAUUUUUCAUGCGUGCGGCAAAGAAAUCGUUAAAAAAGAAAAACAAGAAAAAAACUACAUUACAACAAAUUUCGAAAAUCCAACAAAAAGAUACGAAUGUUAUUAUAGUGUUUCAGUGCAUGCGUUCGUUGAAAAAGCGUUCGUAUCGGUGAUAUGCCCACGCCGCUUGAUGUAGCAUUGUCAACCAAGUUUUUGUGUUAUGUAACAUGAAUGUUUUUAGAAGUUGGAAGCAAACAAAUUUGUAAUUGUUUUAUGUUCUUAUUACAAUUAAUAUUAAUAUUUUUUUUUAUUUUUAACUUUAAUUUUAAUUUAAAUGAAGAUGAACGCAAAGAAAUGUUAAGUUUUUCUCAUAUAAUUGUCAUUAUAAUUAUUAUUUUUUUUUUAUGUUGAGCCUUAUUUUGUAGUGUAUAAAAUCGCAAUUUUAAACCAAAACCCCGUCGCACACACAUUAUUUUCACUCAGCAACAACAACAACAAAACAAACAUAUGAGAAACAAUACAAAUUUACUAAGCAAAUUUUAGACGCUCAUUUAGCAGCAACAGCAACAACAACAACCAAAAAGAGCAGUAGAUAAAAAAACAUUUUUGAGAAAACUUUUGGAAAUUUCUAUAUUUAAAAUUAAACUAAAAAAAUUGUAACUAAAUAGUAGCGGUGUCAAGUGCGCAAAUUGGCAUGCAGGCAGUAGUGUUGGAAACUAAAGAAAUUUAAUUUAGAACAAAAAAAAAUAAACAAAAGCGAAAACGAAAGAAAUGAUAAACAAAAUAAGUAAAAUCAAAAAACACAGAGUCCACAAUUAAAAGCAAAACAAAAAACAAAAACAAAAAUAUAUAUAAUACAUAACAUUAGCAGUUAUUUGAAAUUGUUUAAAUGCAAUACAACAACAAAACA